AUGAGCGACGCGGAUAAGACGGCUGCGCUUGAAGCGUACCGUAAGGCGGCGCAGCAGCACGAAGAGCGUGCUGAAGACCUAAAAAAUCUCCGCAAAGGCAUUCGUGAUCUCGAGUCCGAGUAUGACAAAACAGAAGACGAUAUCAAGGCACUGCAGUCUGUCGGUCAGAUUAUCGGCGAAGUGUUGUGCCAGCUUGAUCCGGAGCGAUACAUAGUCAAGGCAUCGUCGGGCCCUCGUUAUGUUGUUGGUGUGCGCGCCGCAGUGCCAAAGAAAAAGCUUGUUCAGGGCGUGCGUGUAUCACUGGAUAUGACGACACUUACUAUCAUGCGCAUUCUGCCGCGUGAAGUGGACCCACUUGUAUACAAAAUGAGCACGGAAGACCCGAGUGGCGCUUCGUUUGCCGGUAUCGGUGGUUUGAGCGAGCAGAUUCGCGAGCUGCGUGAAGUGAUCGAGCUACCGCUACUGAACCCUGAACUGUUCCAGCGUGUGGGUAUCAAGACCCCCAAAGGCGUGCUGCUCUAUGGCCCGCCGGGUACCGGCAAAACACUGCUGGCGCGUGCUGUUGCUGCGACGUUGGAGACCAACUUCCUGAAAGUGGUGGCAAGUGCCAUUGUGGACAAGUAUAUCGGCGAGAGUGCGCGGUUGGUGCGCGAAAUGUUCGCAUACGCACGCACCAAGGAGCCGUGUAUUAUAUUCAUGGACGAGGUGGAUGCCAUUGGUGGUCGUCGUUUUAGUGAGGGUACGAGUGCCGAUCGUGAGAUUCAGCGAACGCUGAUGGAGCUUUUGAACCAGAUGGACGGCUUCGAUGCGCUCGGUAAGACCAAGGUGAUCAUGGCCACGAACCGUCCUGACACGCUGGACCCUGCGUUGCUGCGACCUGGCCGUAUCGACCGAAAGGUUGAGAUUCCCCUUCCGAACGAACAGAGUCGUCUUGAGAUCCUCAAGAUCCAUACACGCCCCAUUGCCAAGAAAGAAGAGCUGGACUACGAAGCAAUCGUCAAACUCUCGGAUGGCUUCAACGGUGCUGACUUGCGUAACGUGGCAACGGAAGCGGGCAUGUUUGCCAUCCGCGCUGACCGCGACUACUGUAUCCAGGAAGACUUUAUGAAGGCAGCGCGCAAACUGCAAGAAGCCAAGCGUCAUGAGACCAAAAUCGACUAUGCAGCUGUCUAA
This is a messenger RNA of Malassezia pachydermatis, 1173 nucleotides long. Its product is annotated as 26s proteasome subunit p45. Gene Ontology annotation, cellular component: cytosolic proteasome complex; proteasome regulatory particle, base subcomplex. Gene Ontology annotation, biological process: positive regulation of RNA polymerase II transcription preinitiation complex assembly. The transcript is spliced from 3 exons. Gene Ontology annotation, molecular function: ATP hydrolysis activity; proteasome-activating activity; ATP binding. The record is from RefSeq and is a predicted model, not a curated record. Lineage: Eukaryota; Fungi; Basidiomycota; Malasseziomycetes; Malasseziales; Malasseziaceae. The coding region runs from base 1 to 1173 and encodes 390 amino acids.